AUGACUCAACCCAACGCUUACGUCCUGGCGGCGGACAACCCCCAAGCAGUUCUGUCUCUGCUGCACCAGAACCCUUCCAUCGCUUCAGACCAAGACGAGCACGGUUACUCCUUGCUGCACGCGGCGGCAUCGUACGGACAUAUCGAUCUCUUGCGUGCCCUGGUGAAGGAGUACAAUGUCGACGUGAACCUCCUCGACGAAGACGGCGAAACCUGUCUCUUUGUGACCGAACGAGUCGAUAUCGCAAAAUGCCUGGUCGAGGAACUUGGUGUGGACUACAACAAAGCGAACGAUGAAGGGUUAACGGCGCGCGAAACGAUCGAAACUGAUGGUGUCCCGGAAGUCGCAGCGUACCUCCGGGAGGUCGCUGGGAUUGCUGCUCCGCCGGAACAGCCCGCAGAUGCGCUGAACCCAGCACCCCCAUUGCCGCCGAAUAUCAAUGUGAACUUGGGUACUGUGUCUGAGCAGGAGGCCAGCGCUGGAUUAGAUGAGGUGGAUACGGAGUUCAAGCGGCGGAUUGAUGAACUGGCGUCUCGCGAGGAUUUCCACAGUGAAGCGGCGCAGAGUCAACUACGGCAGUUGGUUAUGGAUGCGAUUAACGGGUCGAAUAUUGAAGCGGAAGGUCGAGGUGUGCGGCAGAGGACAGACUAG
Molecule: messenger RNA, 651 nt
Organism: Aspergillus ruber CBS 135680
Lineage: Eukaryota; Fungi; Ascomycota; Eurotiomycetes; Eurotiales; Aspergillaceae
Product: ankyrin repeat protein
Exons: 1
Coding region: 1-651 (216 amino acids)
Molecular function (GO): protein binding
Source: RefSeq, a predicted model, not a curated record